Strongyloides ratti is the source of this 1305-nucleotide messenger RNA. Its product is annotated as Coactivator CBP, KIX domain-containing protein. Bases 1 to 1305 code for a protein of 434 amino acids. Gene Ontology annotation, molecular function: transcription coregulator activity. The record is from RefSeq and is a predicted model, not a curated record. Lineage: Eukaryota; Metazoa; Nematoda; Chromadorea; Rhabditida; Strongyloididae. Gene Ontology annotation, biological process: regulation of DNA-templated transcription. The transcript has a single exon.
AUGUCUAUUUUACAAAAUGUAAAUCAUAUUUUUGAUGAAUAUGAUUGUACAAAAAAUGACGGAACUAAAUACUUAAAAAAUCCAAAUUCUAAUGACUCUAAAAAUGCCAUUGAAGAAGAAAAAAAUAAAGAAAAUUAUUAUUAUGAUUUAGCUAAGAAAAUGCUUGAUAUAUAUGAUGAAUUGUAUGAUGGUUACCGUCAAUCUAUAAGUGAAGAAAACAAAAAUGAAAAAAGCAAUAAUUUUAAUUGGAAAGAAAACUUUUCUUUCAAACUUCGUGAAGAAAUUCUUAAUAAAUUAGUAAAAACAAUUUAUCCCUAUGAAAAUAAAGAUAAUGAAAAUGGUCUUUUAAAAAGUCUCAAAAAAUAUUUAUUUGAAAUUGAAGAAGAAAUAUUUAAUAAUGCUGAGAGUAAAAGUAAUUAUUAUAGUAGUCUUCGUAAUAAAAUAUUUGAAAUACAAUAUGAAAUUCGCAAAUUUUCACUAAUUUCAACUGAUAAUAACAAACAAAAAAUAGAAAACACUAAUUCUAAUUGGAAGAACGAAAUUAAAAUUGGAUUUCGAAAAUAUCUUAUGUUUAGGUUAAUUAAAGCAAUGUAUCCUCAUGAUAUAAAAAACUUGGAAAGUGAAAUUUUAGCUAAUCUUAAAGAGUACACACUUAAAAUAGAAAAUGAGAUAUUUGAAAAAUCAACUUCUAAAAAUAUGUAUUUUCAUAAUAUGAAUAAAAAAGAAUAUGAAAUACGUUUAAAUCGAUGUGAAAAAUUACUUAAAAAAUUAAAGAGGAAGAAAAGAUAUAAUGAAGGUGCAAAUGUUGAAUCUAAAUAUAAAUCACAUAUGAACUUUGAAGAAUAUUAUCAUUAUACACCAAUACAAUUACAGGAUUCUUUAGAAAAUGCUGAAAAGAAUUUAUCUACAAAUGAAAAUGAUAUAAUUAUUUCUAAUGAUGAUGAAAAUAAAGAAAAUUACAAAUUUGAUUCAGAUAAAAAAGACAGUGAAAUAGAAAAUAAGUUUUCUAAAUUGACAUUUAAACACUUAAAGGACAUUAAUAUUGUUUCCUUCUCAUACAAAGCUCAUUCUUUUAAUGUAAAUGAUAAUAGUGUACAGGAAAUAGAUACUGAAAGUAAAAUUACUUCAGAAUAUAUUAACAAUGAAAUGGAGCAAGCAAUUACUAACAAUUUAGAAAUUGAACAAAUUAAUGCACACAAUUUUAAUGAAAAUUCUCCAAUAGAUAAUCAUGAAACUUUUGUAAGUAAAUUUGUUAAAAAAAUACUAAUAACAAUUUUUUUUGAAUCAUUAAAUUUAAUUUUUUAA